UUUUUUAAAAAAAGGUAACUGGAUACUAAAUUUUGCUAACUGCAGAAAAUACAAAAGUUUACGGGAGUGAACCGUCUUGAGCUGACCACUCUUUGCUUUAGCCACACAUGCUAAAGUCUACUUGUUCACAGUGUCGUGGAUCUAAACGUGGAUGUUUUUGACAGCAGCUGCCUUAAAGUUAGUGUUGUGUCGGUGUUUACAUCAGUUGGUACAACACCAGAGAAUGAAGUGCACAUGUUGGUGCUGAGAGAACUGGCAUUAUAACGCAAAAAACAUGGCCUCGUGUUCGUUGGGCAGAAGACUGGUGGCCUGUCUUCUCAACGUUUCUGAGGCUCGCAGGAAAGACCUGGUGGAGACUGUGGCCAAGGCUGCUUUAUACAACACGGAAGGGGUGAGACGAGAGGGGACAGCAGUGCUGAACAUCUUUAACGACCAUGACUACAACCGCUCUGUCAUCACCAUCGUGGCGAGCAUCGACUCCAUCAGGGAGGCGGUUCUGUCUGCAUGUGAGAAAGCCUGCGGGCUGAUCGACAUGCGUGCUCACAAGGGGGUUCACCCGUGUAUGGGUGCCGUCGACCUCAUACCCAUCUACCCCCUGGGGGAGGAGGUGGGCGUGGAGGACUGCGCUGAAGAGGCUCGGGCUGUGGCUCAGGGACUCACAGAGCGGGUCCAGGGCACCAGCGCCUUCCUGUUUGGCUGGGCGGACUCGCCCCUGCAGCGGGGGCUGGCUCAGAGGAGGAAGGAGAUGGGCUGGUUCAAGAAGACGGUGGACUUGCAGCAGAUCAGGCCCGACGUCGGGACGCAGCCACAGAAACAGUUCGGCGUCACAGGAGUUGGAGCCAGUCCGUACGUCAUGAACUGCAACGUCACUAUUGACACGCAGGACAUCAACAUGGGACGCAGCAUCGCCACAGCCAUCAGGGAGUCGACCCCAGGAGGACUACCUGGGGUGCAGGUUCUGGCUCUGCCACACGAGGGCGCUGUUGAAAUCGCCUGUAACGUGGAAAGCGUGAAGGGGAGCCCACCUGAUCACUCCGCAGGUGAACCGUGGCCGUCUUUCACCAUCGGUGGGCAGCCGUACUGUCACGUUCCAGCUUCGCUCAUCACGACGAGGGUCUCGGAGCUGGCAGGGAGGGACGGCGUCCGCACGAAGGGGACCGCGCUGGUGGGGUUCACCCCCCGGGAGUGCAGGGGCCUGGCAGAGUUAGCACUGUCUCGAGGGAUCGCUGAGUUCUGGAGAGAGAGGAGACAGAUCCGAAUGUGAAGAUGAUUAAUUGCCUAAACCGGUGAAGCCUCAAGUAAAAGAACAUCAUCACUUUAAUUACAAUAACAUUUGUUAAAGUGUGCCAUCCUCUGUUACCACUGCUGUUGCCAGUGCAGCGCUAAUAGUUAAAUAUGAUAGUGACAAAUUCAUCACUCACAAUUCUUCAUUUUUUAGCCAAACUAAACCGAUAACAACACAAAAAACACAUUUCUCAUUCCUAGCAAACUGCUGCUAGAUGAUUUGACAAGUUGUAGCUAAAGUUAGCUUAAGUUGUAGCUAUAAUAAGCCUUGUUAGCCUAAUGCUAAUUGAUUGUUUACAGCAUUGUAAAUCAGAAGAGUUAACCUGUUUACAUACUGUUUAUUGAUCAGUGCAUUUUAUGUAAUUUACCCACAUUUCCUGACAUUUGAACUUUACCAUCACUAACACUCAUUAAUGUCACGAAUAACUACAUUUGUAGAGAUUUUAUGUAAUUAAUUAAUUGUUUAACUGUGUUUUACUACAGUUAUCAAUAAAAUAUUUUCAUCCUGG
Molecule: messenger RNA, 1793 nt
Organism: Acanthopagrus latus (yellowfin seabream)
Lineage: Eukaryota; Metazoa; Chordata; Actinopteri; Spariformes; Sparidae
Gene: ftcdnl1
Product: formiminotransferase cyclodeaminase N-terminal like 1
Exons: 6
Coding region: 275-1264 (329 amino acids)
Molecular function (GO): transferase activity; folic acid binding
Source: RefSeq, a predicted model, not a curated record